Aspergillus alliaceus is the source of this 750-nucleotide messenger RNA. RefSeq names its product mitochondrial 37S ribosomal protein mS37. Gene Ontology annotation, biological process: mitochondrial translation. Bases 167 to 472 code for a protein of 101 amino acids. The record is from RefSeq and is a predicted model, not a curated record. The transcript has 3 exons. Gene Ontology annotation, cellular component: mitochondrial small ribosomal subunit. Gene Ontology annotation, molecular function: structural constituent of ribosome. Lineage: Eukaryota; Fungi; Ascomycota; Eurotiomycetes; Eurotiales; Aspergillaceae.
UGUCUUGGCACCUCCGAAGGCUUUCCGACAACUUUUGGAUUGAGAGCCCAAGGCUAUAUACAUUAGACUUGCACCGACGCCAUAGGGGGUUUUCGCUUCACCCUAUACAUUUCAUUUGGGCCCUUUGGUUGGUAGGAGACAAAAUAGUAACGGGAAUACCAUCGAUAUGCCUCCGAAAGGUGCCGCGACUCGUCUCAACCCGGUCCGUCUGCAGACCAUCCCUCACCUUCGAGUCCGUCGCCCAAAUCAGCAUGAGCAGAACCCCUGUGUGUCAGUUAUGUCUUCGAUGCUGAGCUGUUGGGCAUCGGCUGGAUACACUGCGGAGGGUUGCAUGGCUCUUGAACAGCAAUUGAGACAAUGCAUGGAUGCACCCAAACCAAAGAGCAACAAGAAGAACACCAUCAACUACCACCUCAUGAGAAUGUAUCCCAAGGUCGUUGGUCCCAAGAAGAAGAAUGGCACUCUUGGUUAAAAGAUCGUUUGAAUACAAUGUUUGUUGAUAUCCCGAAGCGUCGCGCAUCAUACCCGCUGUACGAUGGUAGAAGACAGGGUUCUAUAUCGGCUACUUGAGAUUGGUGAUAAGUGGAGAGGGUGUGGAUUGGGCCUUGAUGUGUUCGGAAAGAAAUCUUUAUGUAUCUGGAGUUAUAGGCUUUUCGUUUGAAUCGGUGGAUGUGAGCUUGUAUUAUGGACAUCCCCAUCUGUACAUUAUAUGUGCUAUGCUAUAAAGAAAAGGACAAGUUUAAAUCUCAU